This is a messenger RNA of Nymphaea colorata (pocket water lily), 897 nucleotides long. RefSeq lists its product as uncharacterized. NCBI's taxonomy places the organism in Eukaryota, Viridiplantae, Streptophyta, Magnoliopsida, Nymphaeales, Nymphaeaceae. The transcript has 2 exons. Bases 1 to 897 code for a protein of 298 amino acids. Gene Ontology annotation, molecular function: hydrolase activity. The record is from RefSeq and is a predicted model, not a curated record.
AUGAAGGGAAUCGAUGGCGUAGAAGUAGAUCCGCCCCUCCCUGAUAUCCGCACUGCCAUCAUCGCCAGGAUCACCGUUCCCCACCCCACCAAUACCAUCCUGCUCCGCUGCGAGCUUGACGCUCUCAAGUUCAAGGAGAAAUCAGGCCUGCCUUUCAGCUCCACCAACGAGGGAAUCCACCACGCAUGCGGUCACGAUGGACACAUGGCUUCCCUGCUGGUAGCGCUCAGAUACACUGCAAAACAUCGGGACCAGUUGAGGAGGAACGUGAUUUUCUGCUUCCAGCCGGGAGAGGAGGGCAAAGCGGGCGCCAGCAAGCUCUUCAAAGCCAAGCCGGACUUGCUGGACCACGUAGACGAAUGCUACGCCAUCCACUUCAUGAACGCAGCAUACCCUGGCACAAUAGCGUUGGGGAAGGGAGCAGUGACUGCGCUUACUUCCAGCCUAGCGAUCAGCAUAGAGGGGAAGUCUGCGCACUGCAUGAUGCCCAACGUGGGAGUGGAUGCCAAUUUCAUCGGGUGCACGCUGGUCACGCAGCUCUACUCGCUGAUCGGCAUGAAGGUGCCUCCUCUCGAGGGCGCCACUCUGGUCGUCAAGCAGGUCGCAGGAGGCGGCACGGUCGCCAAAGCGCUCACUGCCUCCACCAGGAAGAAGCUGGAGGCCAGCAUAAAGGGACUCAUCGUAGAUGAGAACGAGAAAUCCUUCGCGGGAGAGGACUUCUGCGAGUUUUCAGAGAGGAAGCCGUCCUGCUACAUCGCGGUGGGCUCUGCGCCUGCCGACUCCAUCGACCCAAGCAACAAGGAAUCGAAAUUCCCCCUCCACUCUCCCUUCCACAAGCUCAACGAGGAAGUCUUCAAGACCUCCACCAAGAUCUGGGCUGCCAUCAUCUUCACCUGA